This is a messenger RNA of Hydatigera taeniaeformis, 3591 nucleotides long. NCBI's taxonomy places the organism in Eukaryota, Metazoa, Platyhelminthes, Cestoda, Cyclophyllidea, Taeniidae. The record is from the annotation of a GenBank genome assembly.
AUGUCUUCCUCCACAGGAGCACCAGAUCCUACAGCGGGUGGUGGUAUAAACGACUCCUCCACAUGGUACUUUGACGAGAGCGGGGUUCAAGAACAGUUGCGCUUGAAUUUAGCAGCUCUCGCUGCCUAUGGAGCAGGUGGUUGUAACGCUUUUGACGUGACCUCCUCACAAGCUGGUCCUGCAUCUUCUGCCAACUCUUCCACCUCUUCUUCCACAUAUGGAAGGCUCUUUGUCAACAAUGUUCACUCCGACUUUCAUCACUGUCGGUUCGGUCGCUUUUCUUCUCGAUAUUCCACUGACGAGGGCUUAAUCACGGACGAGAACGGCUUCAAACCCCGCAAUUUUGUUUAUCGCUCGUUUGCUCACACUUGGCUAGAGAACUACCGCCAUCUUCUACGCUCUAAACUGCCACCUUUCGGGUAUACGACAUCCUCUUCUGCUGCUACAACGGCUCACUCGGUCCACUCGUCGGUGCAUUCGAUACAUCAUCACAUGGCAAAUGGCAGCGGUGGUGGCAACACUAAUGUUGGCUCAAUGCAAAACCUUCUCCCAAGCUUCACUUCGCUCAACAUUAGCUCCACUGCCCCUCAUCACUUUCCUGGAAGUCAAAUUGCCAUGGUAUUUGCAAAAACUUACGAACUUUUAGCUGCUCGCGACACAAAUGGACCGCGUCUCCUCGCCAUUAUCACUGAAGAGCUGUUAAAUUCCGCAAACUUAAUGGCUCUCAAGUCACGUAGAAACAAUCGUGGCGGGGGUCUUGCAGACCGUGGGGUGUGGGAUCCCUACACAGGGGAUUUCGAUGAAAGUUUAGACGAUUCCGAUGCUCAAGACACUCAGCAUCGACAGCAGAGAGCAGGACCUAGCGCCAGCCAAUCACCACCCAUAUGGACGGUACCGCUAUGGGAGGAGGUGGCACGUCUAUGGACCUGCCUUCUCCUUGCUCCCGGUUUUUCCUCCGCAAACCGUGACGGAUGGCGCGAACGGCUGCUCACGUGGUCUCAGUCGCCGCAGGCACCUCGCGACGAAAUCUACUUCUUUCCUUCCUACUCCAGCAAUGAUACAUCACCUGCUGAAGAAGGUUUCGUUGCCCCUCGAGGUGGUCGGGAACCCACUUCUGUCUUCCAACUGGCUUUGGACGUUAGUGCACUCCCCCUGGAGAUCUCAGAGGAAUUUCCUCCGAUCCCACGAAAUACAAUAUCUGAAUUAAUUCGCACCCUGCCCACAGACUCCCGUCAAUGCAUGUGCCCAUUCUGUGGUGCCUCCAUGGUGAUUAAACGCGCGUGGGGCGCUGAGGAGGACUUUGUAACAGCUUGUUUGCGCGCCUCUGCACUUCACGUAAUGGGAUUUGGGGAAACUGCGACUCGGCUUGCGGUAAAUCUGGCAAACCUCCUAAUUGCGUGCCUUGAAGAUGUUUCCCAUAGAGGUGCCACGCUAGGGGAGAUAACCUCGGGACCCUGCUCACCAGCACCGUCCCCAAUGACGUCACAAUCGCCGAGCUUUGUUCGAUCGAAUUCGGGAGGAUCAGGAAAGGGUAUUGGAGUCAACUCCUCUUUGGGCGGCAGUGGAAACCAGUCUCGGGGAGGUUUCAAAAGCCCCCCUCCUCCACCGCCGCCACAACCUCAGCACUUCUCUCCUAUCCAGCAACGCAGCCAUUAUUCAUGUGCAUCGGCUGGCAUAAACCCCUCCUCCACGGCCACCGCCAACACCACCUCCUUCUCCUGCUUCCAUUUUUCGCCACCGUCACCCUCUGCAUCUUGUGUCUUCCCCUACAACCAUCAUCACCAUUACCAACAGGGACGCCAUCGAUUUUCAUCAUGGCAACGAAUGCCCCAACGUCCUGACCCCUCGCAAUAUCUCUACUGCUCUUCUGACGUUUCUCUCGACUGUCCCUUUCACGAGUAUGGUUGGCUCGGGCUACCUGGAAGACCUGUUAUCAGUUUGGUCGAAUGCCUACUGGAAGCUGCCUCACAAAAACUUCAAGAUCCCUCCAAAAGUGGUCUCUCGCCCAGCGAGUACAUUCAUCUCGCUCUGAAGGUGGGAAUAAUGGUGCUAUGUCAACAACGCAGUCUUCCAUUCACUAGCGGAGCUCUUUUAGCCAGCCAGGCCCAGGAAAUGCUGCUGAUUCACUUGCUAAACACCAUUCCACGCAACGCGAUGACCGCGCAGAUAAUCGGACCGCUUGUAUGCCAGUUGAUGGGCCCUCCACCUCCCUCGCUUCAUCCCAUGGGUGCUGGAACACAAGGAGCUUGGUGGUGGUCUGCGUUGGGGCCCCUCGUCCACCCAGACACCUACCCCGUUCAUGUCGUCGCCGAACUCCUCUUUGGCCACCUUCUGGCUGGCGAGUCAGCCGGAGCUUACACUGGCGAACUUGCCUACCUAGUCGCUGCUAGAGCUAUGAGACUUCCGGUGCUUGAAUCAGUGUCUGAUAGUCCUCUGGUUAUCAAUGCAACUAACCCUACGUCGACAACUCACCGGCACGGCGACAACUCCUCUCGUCCUCCCGCUUACACCGCCUCCUCUGCUGUCUCCACUUCCAGUGCAUUCCGUUCGCCACCAUUACCCUCCACUUUUUUCAAUGCAGCAAUGACACCGUAUUCCCGUCUUCCCGUUCUUUAUCCACCACCACCAUUACCACCGCCACCACUAAACUACCAUCAACAGGGUCAGGAAACACUCCGCCAUCAGCAUCCGGCUUUUGUGAACCAGGACGCUUUAGCAACUGCGUACCGACGCGACCUCGGUGCUAUGGAGGGCAGACAGGCGCGUCUGGCCAUCAGUCUGAUCCUCGCCUCCCGCUCCGCCGUCUUUCGCAUGGACCACUUCAUGAGGGUCUGUGAUCGACACAUUCACACCUCCAUCAGUUUACUGUCAGUUUCACCUAAUCAGCAAACACCACUUUUGUGGCAGGUUUUGGCGGAAGCGAUUGGGCAUCGUUUGCACUCCUCCACGAGUGCCUUUUCACUGGAUGAGCCAGCCUUUCUGCUGAACACCUCCGCUGUUACUGCUGCCACUACUGCUCCUGGCAUUACCGGGUCCACCACCACUGGGCCAUCACUUGGAGCAGGUACAACCUCCACUGCUGGUAGUCUGGGUUUCGCGAACCUCCUGCCCGUCAAUUUUGUAACGACGCCGCUACCAACAAAUGCUCUACAGGAGCGGAUCUCCCUGGUCUGUGCCGCCUUUCAUUUGGCCUUGUGCGUGGCUGUGCGCACCACUUGGCCUCGAGUGCACUGGCGCCGACGAGAGAUGCUCGGUUGGGCCGUGUCAACAGGCUUGCUGGCUGGCCCGCCAGCACUCCUACAUCUAACACAGGCAUGGAGUCUCUAUGCCAGUCCUCGCGAGGCUGUAACGUGGCUAGCACCCACCCUCCUUGCCUGCAUAGCCUGCGUUUCGCCUGUUGGUGGGCCUGCGAGCUCGGGCGUCGGUGCAGGGGUUAACGGAGGUGCAGGUGCCGGUGUUAGGUCCACACGGAGCAGUGCCGAGGGAAUGAUGUUUCUCCUCCCGCGCAUCUACAGUUUCUUCUCUUUCACACCCCUUGCCGUCGAACAGAUCAAGAUCGCAGUCAGGCAAAUGACCAUUCAGUUUGAGUGA